AUGGGGCCUUCUCGCAAAAUAAUUAGUUUUCUGUUCCGUGUGCUAGAUGAAUUCACUAUAUGCAAAGGUUUUCCUGUCGAUUCAAAGUUUAUCAUCAGAGAUAUCAAAGAAAACGUAAAUGGAAUAACUGAACAAUGGCGUAUUCCUGCUAAUGACAAUGGGGCUGUCGAAGAAGGCCACCGAUCCGUUUUAUUCCACCGCUCUACUGGAUGUAAUGGUUUACAUCAAGCUAACUACAAGCGAAGUUCACAAGCGUUGUGUGACCACUGCACUUUGCUAAAAAGAAAUUCUUCAGUCCUACCACAAAAUAAUGAAUUUACAGAAACGAAGAGAGAGCGUUACAUGUCGGGAGCGGAAUUGAAAGAGAAAAUACGACGAGAGCA
This is a messenger RNA of Paramuricea clavata, 383 nucleotides long. NCBI's taxonomy places the organism in Eukaryota, Metazoa, Cnidaria, Anthozoa, Malacalcyonacea, Plexauridae. The record is from the annotation of a GenBank genome assembly.